CAUGGCAAGCUGAAUUUGAGUACCAAGUGCAGGAGCUGAAAAAAUUGUCAAAGCAAGCAUGGUUAGAUUUAGUAAGAAUCCCUCCAAUGUACUGGUGUAAGGCUUUUUUUGAUGAGGAUACCUACUGUGAUGUUGUGGACAAUAACAUGUGUGAGUCUUUUAAUUUUUGGAUUAUGGAAGCAAGGUACAAAGCCAUUAUUAGUUCAGUUGACACUAUGAGGGAACAAUUGAUGGAAAGGAUUGCCGAGAAGAUGUCAUCCUCUCAUAAAUGGAAAGGGGACAUUGCUCCAAGGGUGAAGACAAAGUUAGGGAAGAAUAAGAAUGAAUCCUCUGAAUGCAAAUUGCUUUGGGAUGGAACCUCUGGAUUUGAAGGUAGGGAACAAAAGAGAAGGAAUGAUGUGGGACCAGCAGUUGUAACCCUGAACAUCUCACAAUCAUCUGUGGUUAAUUCAAUUAACAGUGCCCCUAUAACAGAUGUUGCUGCUUUAAAUCUACCAUUACCAACACCAACAACACAGUCAUCUCAAACCAAGAACAAAGGUAAGGCCAAGGUCGCCACUGCUGGAAAGCAAAAAGGAAAGAAAAAGGAAAAAGGGUUUGACAUUUUCAGAAAUGAUGUUACUGGUGAAAUUAUGUUGGAUCCUGGAAUGCCUACUGAGUGGAGAAUUAGAGAUGAUACAAGUGCAGCUGCAAUUGUCCCAAGGGUUUCUCAUGAAGCAAUUUCUACUAAUGUAAUUCCAGCAACAACUUCAGGUGCAGCCCAGUUUGGAGACUCAAGAAACAUUUUUGUUGUUCCUCCUUCAGGAAAUGACAUGAGUCUAAGCAAGGAAGACAACUUUUGGACUGCCUUUUAAGUAGAAAGUUACUAUAAUUAUAAAUGUUAUGUAUAUUUUUUGGUUACUAAAGCAGUAUACUAAGCCAUUAUUAGUCACUGUAGAUGCUGGCUCAAAACUUGUAUUUUUUUGGUUGCCAAAGCAGUAGACGUUCGAAUUUAGUUACUGUAGAUGCUGCCUAGAAACUUGUAAUUUUUUUGUUACUAAAGCAGUAGACUUUGGAAUUCAGUUACUAUAGAUGUUGGCUAGAAGCUUGUUUUUUUUUUUUUGCCAAAGCAGUAAACUUUGGAUUU
This is a messenger RNA of Rubroshorea leprosula, 1126 nucleotides long. The record is from the annotation of a GenBank genome assembly. NCBI's taxonomy places the organism in Eukaryota, Viridiplantae, Streptophyta, Magnoliopsida, Malvales, Dipterocarpaceae.